This is a messenger RNA of Mugil cephalus (flathead mullet), 5907 nucleotides long. RefSeq names its product glutamate receptor, ionotropic, N-methyl-D-aspartate 3A (gene grin3a). The coding region runs from base 725 to 4504 and encodes 1259 amino acids. The transcript has 10 exons. The record is from RefSeq and is a predicted model, not a curated record. Lineage: Eukaryota; Metazoa; Chordata; Actinopteri; Mugiliformes; Mugilidae. Gene Ontology annotation, cellular component: postsynaptic membrane; plasma membrane. Gene Ontology annotation, molecular function: NMDA glutamate receptor activity; transmitter-gated monoatomic ion channel activity involved in regulation of postsynaptic membrane potential. Gene Ontology annotation, biological process: monoatomic ion transport; synaptic transmission, glutamatergic; ionotropic glutamate receptor signaling pathway.
GUUAAGACGGGGUUAAACCUCCGGCGUGCGCAGAAAGACCGCGCUCCGGUGCCGGAGGUCUCGCCAUCACAAGUGUCAGUACUGAGGUUGACUCGAGCCAAGCAACGCGUGCGCCCUGGAAAGCUUCUACUGGGGUAUCUUACAAGAGGAUUUCCCCUCCCUAUUAAAUCUCGAGUAGCGCGAAGAAGUGUUGUGUUCUGUGGAUGAUAAUGGGAUGAUUUUUUUUCAAAGCCACUGAGCCAUCAGAUUUUUUUUUUUUCAGCGCCGGAUUUCACUGUUUUGGAAUGUGUUUGAUGCGCAUUAACCUUUUCUUUUCGACAUCUCUUCCUCUGGGCUUGCCUACACACUUACUGCCAUUGGAUUAUGUGGAUUCUUUUUUUUAAUUUUAUUUUACAUUUUUUUCUACCGUCUGAUUCAACGACCAGUUUAAUAACCAAAAUGCUUGAAUGAUGAAAAUCUUUUGAGAUGAAAAGCAGCACUUUGGGGGAUCAUUUUUUGCUUGUGCGCGGCUCGUGCCCAAUCUCGCGCCUCGGCACCCUGUUGUCCGUUCCCGAGCAGAAACGCACAACUUUACCGCGAGCUGGAGCGAGAGAGGGGGCUGCAGUUGGUCUGAGCGGCGCACGAGGGCCACAGGCGGGGGCCCAGGAGGGGAGAGAGCGGAGCGGCCCCGGUGUUCGGUUGCUGCGCGGUUGGACUGGGCAUUCGGCGCAAUUGUGGAGUGGAGAUGAUGAGGUCGGUGGUGAGGAUGAUGAUGAUGAAUGGCCCGGCAGCUCGACCAGGCACCGGGGUCUCGCCACCAACAUGUUUACUGCUGUGCGCUCUCGUCUUUCUCCCGCCGUGCGCUCUCUCGCACCCGCAGCCGUGCCAGGUGCUCAAACGAAUCGGUCACACGGUUCGCGUAGGGGCUCUGAAUGUUCAGCCUCGUUUGCUGUCCGCUGCUGCUGGCAGCGGUUCUGAGGACUGGGACGCCGAUGGAGCUCCUAAGGGAGAGCAGCAUCUGGAGUUGGAUAAGCAGGUGAAAACAAGUGCCAGUGCGCCCGGAUAUGGAAGUCUCAGGGCUAGAGUCGCGGUGAACAGCCAGCGGGGCGCGAACAGGAGUAAAAGCCAGGCGCGACAAAGAGAGGAGAACACCUCGAGGGACAACCGAGUGUUUGCACCCCGAGACUCGGUCCUGCUCGCGGCCGAGGCUCUUAACCGGGCCGGAGUGCUACCCUACAAUUUGUCCCUGGAGCUUGUCAUGGCAGUUGGAUCGGCUCUGGGAGAGCUGCCCGCGUUUUCCUUCUCGUCUACGAGCGUCCCCGAGAACGAGGACCCGCUGUCCUUCGUGGAGAGCGUGUGUCACACAGUGGUCGUGCAGGGGGUCUCCGCCAUGAUCGCCUUUCCGCGUAACCGGGACGAGCUUGUCAAGUUGGAAUUCGUCUCUCUUGCGCUUCGGGUGCCUGUAGUCAGCGUUGUGCAGAAGGAGUUCUCCCGUCACAGUCAGAAUCCACUUCAUUUGCAAAUGGCGAUGCGGUCGGUGGAGGCGCCCCCAUCACAUCUACUAUACUACCUGCUGAUGAUGAAUGGCUGGUGGGACAUCAGCGUUCUGCUGUGCCAGGAAUGGAACAUUAGCGACUUCGUUCUCCUCAUCAAGAACAACACCCGCUUCCACCUGGGCACUAUUGUCAACUUGACAGCAAUCGCCUCAACCUCACCCCCUUCCUCCUCUUCACUGUUAUCUUCAGCAGCAGCGUCAGGAAUCCCGAUGGGAGCGGAGACCCCAUCAUCCUUGUCUUCCUCCCCCUAUUUAUCCUCCGUUGCCUCAUCUUCGACUUCAUCCACGUCCUCGUCCAAAUCAGACCAGCAGCAGGCCCUUAUACGGCAGCUGGAGGCCCUGAGAGAACCUUCAACCACAACAGGAGUGGUGACAUUUGGAUGCGACAUCCGCGAGGUGCGCCGUUUAUGGACUCUGGCCUCUCGAAUGGCGCUCCCAGAGUUUCACUGGGUCUUGGGGGACAGUCAGAAUGUGGCAGAGCUGAGAACCGAGGGGUUACCCCUAGGGCUUCUGGCCCAUGGGGUCAUGGGGUCGCCUUCUCUGGAUCACUAUGUACACGACUCGUUGGAGCUGGUGGCGCGUGCAGUGGGCAGUGCAGCCCGGGAGAAUCCUGCUCUGGCACUCAUACCCGGGACUACGAACUGUAUGGAUGUACAACAAAGCAAUGGCAGCUCGGGGGAAUAUUUGGCAAGAUUUCUGUCCAACACAUCAUUCGAGGGCCAGAGUGGCUUUAUAUCCAGAGAAAGUCACAGCCAGAAUGUCAUGUCAGAAGCUCAUCACUACAUCUGGUCCCUCCAGCUGGACCCCCUAGGCCAGCCAACCUGGACCCGUCUGGGACGCUGGCGCAGGGGGAGAGUCAUGAUGGACCAGGGGGCCUGGCCAAACCAUCCGGGUCCUGGAGGCGGAGGUGACUGGCGCCGACCCGCGCGGUUGCACAUGCGGGUGGUGACGCUGGUGGAGCACCCGUUUGUAUUUACCCGUGAGGUAGAUGGGGAUGGACUGUGCCCUGCUGGCCAGCUGUGUCUGGACCCACUCACCAAUGAAACUUCAGUUUUAAAAGGACUUUUCCAGAACCUCGCCGGACCCAACGGAUCUGUUUCCACAGACCUGAAGAAAUGUUGUUAUGGUUACUGCAUGGACCUGUUGGAGAAGCUGGCAGAGGACAUGGGCUUCACAUAUGACCUCUAUAUUGUUGGAGACGGGAAGUAUGGGGGCCUUAAGAAUGGUCGCUGGACAGGAUUGGUGGGUGAUUUGCUCAGUGGUGCCGCCCACCUGGCCGUGACCUCUUUUAGCAUCAAUUCAGCCAGAAGCCAAGUCAUUGACUUCACUUCACCUUUCUUCUCCACCAGUCUGGGGAUCCUGGUUCGUACUCGCGACACAGCUGCACCCAUUGGGGCCUUCAUGUGGCCUCUCCACUGGUCCAUGUGGCUCGGCAUCUUUGUCUCCCUCCAUGUCACCGCCGUCUUCCUCACCCUGUAUGAGUGGCACAGCCCGUUUGGCAUGACGCCGCGUGGACGCAACCGCGAACGAGUGUUCUCUUUCUCCUCAGCGCUCAACGUCUGCUACGCGAUUCUCUUUGGGAGAACGGUGGCCAUCAAGCCCCCCAAGUGCUGGACCGGGCGUCUGCUGAUGAACCUUUGGGCCAUCUUCUGUCUCUUCUGUCUGUCCACCUACACCGCCAACCUGGCCGCUGUCAUGGUCGGAGAGAAGACCUAUGAACAAUUGUCAGGGAUUCAUGAUCCAAAGCUCCACCAUCCCUCUCAGGGAUUCCGAUUUGCUACAGUGAGAGAAAGCAGCGCAGAGGACUACGUCAAGAAGAGUUUCCCUGAGAUGCAUGAGUACAUGAGGAGAUACAAUGUCCCAGCAACACCAGAUGGCAUAGAUAAUCUCAAGGCUGACCCUCAGAAACUGGACGCAUUCAUCAUGGACAAAGCUCUGCUGGACUAUGAGGUCUCCAUAGAUGCAGACUGCAAAACACUGACUGUUGGAAAACCUUUUGCAAUAGAAGGCUACGGCAUUGGCCUCCCUCAAAACUCUCCACUCACCUCCAACUUCUCAGAGCUUGUUAGCCAGUACAAGUCAGAUGGCUUCAUGGACAUGCUGCAUGACAAAUGGUACAAGGUUGUGCCCUGCGGAAAGCGCAGCUUUGCUGUGACUGAGACUCUGCAGAUGGGUAUAAAGCAUUUCUCGGGCCUGUUUGUGAUGCUGUGUGUGGGCGUGGCCUUGUCUCUGCUGACCACAAUAGCAGAGCACAUUGUGUACAAGCUGGUGAUCCCGAGGGUCAAGGAGCCACGCUUCAGAUACUGGCUGCACACAAGCCAGAGGUUACACCGGGCCCUCAACUCAGUCUUCACUGAGGACAAACUAACGACUGUUGCCAAGCCCGAAAAGAGGUGCAAUGAGGGAAACAACCAGUCGGCCUCUUGGAAUCCUACAGAGUCCUCCCACAGCAACAGGCGAAGGGUCCUUCCACAAGAAAUGCAAAACGACCUGGAACGCCUAUCCUCCCAGGAUUUUCCACCUCCACCUCCCCCUUCUCCUCUCCCUCAUCCACUUCCCCUUCCUCUGCUGGAGAAACACCCACCCAUAGUGACCACCUCCAAUGGUCGUUCUGACUUGUUGGGGAGGGUCCUGGGCCAAGGACUGGGGCCAGGGCAGGGGGGAUCCGGGCAGGCCGUAACACAGUGUCGAGGUUUGGGAAUGGGCGACUGCGGUCCAGGACUGGGUGUUGGACGGAACCCGUUGGUUCAGGAGCUGUCGGAACUGGAGGGUCAAAUCGUUGCAAUCAAGCAGCAGCUGCAGUCGGCCAUGAGAAGGAAGAGAGAGCUAGAACAGUACCAAUCAGAAAACCAGCAAGCGAAACAGACUGCACCCAGUCAGCCCAGUACGCACCAGUCUAACCAGUUUGCUCAGUAUACCCAGUCCCACCAGCAGACUAACCUACACACAAACACACUCCCAGAGUUCUGAACCUCGUCUCCUCUGUAUUGUCCAGAGAAACCUGGUUAUCCAUAGGACUAGUUUCCAACGUGUCCUCUGGCUCCUGGAAAAGGAUCCUUGUCCGAGUUCUGGAGUUUAAUCCUCACACAGAGUAGAAGGGUCCUCCUUUAGGCUCGAGAGUUGUCCUGAAAGCUGGCCUGUAAUGUUCUCCAGGGAUCAGAUCCUGCUCUGUACCUCCAAGUAGGACAUUUUCUGUCUUCUGGAACGUGAGAUUUGAUCCGACGAGAGCCGCUGGAUGAGGACGAACCAGGGACCUUAAACCAAAUCUGUUUUGAGACCUUCUCUAGCUUGUCACUGAAGAGAUGUGCAAACCCCUUCUUCUCGACCUUGCCUCUGCAAUUUUCUGUUUUUUUUUUUUUUUUACAUUCCUUUUCUGCAUACUGCCUCCUUGUCCCUCUCAUAUCUUCUGUCUAAGCCUCAUCUUUUCAAGGGUACAGAUUUGCUUGCUGCAAUGAUAAGCUUGAUCACAGAAAUGAGGACUCUUUGGUAUUUAAGCUUAAUGGACUAAUUCACCUGAGUGUGUUAAGACUCAUUGAGAGUGGAGAUGACCUGAGGUUGAACCCAACCAGUUAAGUCUUGAUGUCCUCAUGUCUUGCAGAAACCUUGUAUCUCUCAGACAUAUAGCGGAAAGAAAGAAAAAAAAACACACACCACUGCUGGCAAUUUUUUGAUAUUACCAGUGAUGUUUCUGGCCUUUGACAGUGCUUUUACUUUGGCUAAGGGCAUUUUUUCUUGUUAUAGAUCUUUUGAGAGUUGUUGAAGCUGCUGUUACGUGAAAUGGAAAGAAAAAAAAAAGAAGAUAAAGCUUUCACAAGACACCUUUACAUUCACAGAGAACACCUGGUUGGCAUCUAGUGGUGGAUUAGAGGGCAAUACACAAUAUUGUGAUUCACCGUGUCAUUAUGUCUCACAGUUCACUGAUGCACUCAUAGUUUCUUAAAGAAAGUUGCACCUUCAAGUCAUGAUUUAACUUGUCAGAGUUUGAGUUACGGUCUGUAACGUUUUUUUUUUUCACGCAUCAACACUCAUUUAAAAUAAAUCGGAGAGUCUUCAGUCUUUCAGUCAGGGACCCAAUAUUGAACCUUUUGUUUUUUUCUCAGCUUCUUGGUGCUCUCGUAGUAUUGUGAUACAACAAACACAGGAAAGCCAAUCAGUUCUUAAAAGGUCAUUGUUAAAAAGUAAACAUGAACACAGACCACCGGUCUAACUCUGACAUCUUAUUUCUCUCUCUGACUCUUAUUUAAUGUGAUGCACAUUCACAAGUGAACGCACCAAAAAACAGUUCCCCUGUGAUUCCCUGUUAUCUUGCAUCGUUUCUGGUUGGGUUUGGACAUGUUAUGUUAUUAAAAUGUACCUCACUACUUUGCAUUCUA